Molecule: messenger RNA, 1793 nt
Organism: Ipomoea triloba (trilobed morning glory)
Lineage: Eukaryota; Viridiplantae; Streptophyta; Magnoliopsida; Solanales; Convolvulaceae
Product: serine/threonine-protein kinase PCRK1-like
Exons: 5
Coding region: 223-1506 (427 amino acids)
Biological process (GO): protein phosphorylation
Molecular function (GO): protein kinase activity; ATP binding
Source: RefSeq, a predicted model, not a curated record
UUGUCUUGUUGCCGUGUGUGGACUUUUUUCUCACUGUUGGCCAACCAAGUCUUUGUUCUUGACUUGCAGCUGAGGAGGCUACUUUGGGCUCUGAGUUUUCUCAAAAAUGAUCAAAGACUGAACCUUUAUUUGGUACUUGGUGAGUUCAGCUUGCCAGAAGUCAAUCCUUGCAUUCAGUUCACAAGCACAAAGAAUCUGUAUUGACGGUACCCUGGCUUGUUGAUGACCAUGAGGUGUUUUCUAUUCCACAAUGAUGAAAAGGAUGAAGAACCAAAGAUAGUGAAGUCAACUCCUGUCCUCUCAUCCUGUUCUGGCUUUUCUGAUCAUGAUGUGAGGCAGUCUAAUCUUGAAUCUAGCUCUCAAAAUGCGUCAGAUACUAGUACAGAGUCCAGGGGAAGGACUCAAUUUCCAAGUAUGAGUGAGAGGCCAUCCAAUCUAAGGGAUUUUUCAUUCUCAGAAUUGAAAUCAGCAACGAAAAAUUUUAACCGUUCAACCAAGAUUGGGGAGGGAGGAUUUGGGUCAGUGUAUAAGGCAACAAUCAAGAAUUCUGAAGAUCCAGCUAGUAGAGUUGAUGUGGCUGUAAAACAACUUAGUAGAAGAGGACUGCAGGGACACAGAGAAUGGGUCACAGAAGUGAAUGUCCUUGGCGUGGUUGAACAUGAAAAUCUUGUGAAACUAGUUGGGUACUGUGCAGAGGAUGAUGAGAGGGGAAUCCAGCGGCUUCUUGUGUAUGAAUAUAUGCCUAACAGAAGUGUGGAAAACCAUUUGUCAGCUAGAUCAGAAACACCUCUCUCCUGGGCAAUGAGGUUGAAAAUAGCUAAAGAUGCUGCUUGUGGCUUAGCAUAUCUACAUGAAGGAAUGGAUUUUCAGAUUAUUUUCAGAGAUUUCAAAUCUUCAAAUAUUCUCUUAGAUGAGCAAUGGAAUGCAAAGCUCUCGGACUUUGGGUUAGCUAGGCUCGGCCCUCAAGAAGGACUGACUCAUGUCUCAACUGCAGUAGUUGGUACUAUGGGAUAUGCUUCUCCUGAAUAUGUUCAAACUGGUCGGCUCACAUCCAAGAAUGAUGUGUGGAGCUAUGGAGUCUUUCUUUAUGAACUCAUCACAGGAAGACAACCAUUGGAUAGGAAUCGCCCCAGGAGUGAGCAGAAACUCUUAGAAUGGGUAAAGCCACAUCUGUCAGAUUCCAAGAAGUUUCGACAGAUCAUAGACCCUAGGCUUGACGGUAAUAUCUUAAAGUCUGCCCACAAGCUCUCUCUCGUUGCAAACCGCUGCUUGGUCAGACACCCCAAGACACGACCAAAGAUGAGUGAGGUUCUAGACAUGGUAAACAAGGUUUUAGAAGCAUCAACUGGAAUGGGGGAUCCUCGUCCAUCUAUAGUUCAUUCGGACCCAAUUUCAACAAAAGAUGAAGUUGAUAGAAAAGGCAAACGAAGGAUAACUGAUAUGAAAGUUGGAGAUGGUAGCUGGUUAGUUCGAAUUUGGUCUUUAAAACAGCUGAAAACCUGCUGACUGCCGCAUUUACAUGACAGAAAAAGAACUUACAGAAGAAUCUUUUAGGAUAACAUGAAGAAUUGUGUUCUAGCCAUAGUCAUAAUUGUUGUUUGCUGCUCUCUGUAAAUGGGUUUCAGUUUUCCAUUGCUUUCUACAAGCAAGAAGUAUUGUUUGAGAUGACAAAAUUAAAGUUGUUAACAAAUCUGCAUUUGUGUUGUUUCUUUGUAUAAUGAACUGCAUUGUAAGUAAAUCUUGAAAGGCAAAUUUGGCAGUCUGAAAUGUAUUCAUGUUGGUGAUUUUAUCCA